AUGAGCGUCCUGAUUCGGUACACGCGCGCGGAGUUGCUGGCACUGGCGCCCAAGCAGAACGAAUACAGCCUCAAUGCCGGGGCCCUGCAGAAGUUCAAGGUGAUUGAGGUGGAGUCGCCGGUCACGGAGAGGUUGCUGCCGGAGUCGCAUCGCAACGAGGCCGGUGGGCGGAAAUCAGACGCAAAGAAUGGAGCCGGCGGCCGCCGCGCGGUGAAUAACGAGCGCUUCGCCCCUCCGUCACGCGCUGCUCGGGGCAACAAGGACCAAGAGGCCUUUGAAGAGGGAUAUAAGUAUGAACUUGAGCGUAAUGCUAUUAAGAAACAGGCGCUGCAGGAGACGAUGGCAAAGGAAAAGGAAAAAAUCGAUGCCGUGGCCGCUGCCAAAUGGGUGAAGGAGGAAGCAAAGGAACCGUUUGUGCCGGCCGUGGCGAAAGAGGCGCCGAAGCAAAACGAGGACGAGGAAGUGGAGCGCUGGAUGACAAGCAUCGCAAUGAGCGAAGAGGGGGCGAAAAAGGUCACCAAGUCUCGCUUUUUCUCUGGGGCAGAUGCCGGCAAUAAGAGCGCGGCAAACUCGCCUCUUGCGGGAGGGAUGGGGUUUAACGAGCCGGCUUCACUCGCAAUGGGAUCCCCCACCAAGGACCCGUGGUCGCUGCAAGGGAUAAUGUCCGCAAGCGGAAAUGCGGUUUGGGGAACCAUGGAGGCACAGCGAAGUUCCGGUGUUGCGAUGACGCCUAGUGCAAACGCCACCGCCGCCGCCGCCGCCGCCGCCCCUAGCGUGGUUGUGGGCCCUUCUGUACAGAUGCCCAUGCAUUCCGGCGUCUCGGCCCCCUCGUCGGUUCAAGUGGUUCCCACCGGCGAAUCACCACCACCAUCGGCCGCAGCAGCAGCAACGACGGCGGUGUCCUUGGCAGCAGCGACUUCUUCCACAGCCCAGAAAAAAGCAACAACAACAACAACAGCAACAACGCCUCAGCAAAAUACUUCGUCGGCCAACCCCACGGUUCAGGUCUGGAAUGCACAAGAUUUAGAACAGAUGCUUCUGAGUGGUCAGAAUGUGAACAGACAAUCGAAGCAAGAGGUUUCCAAGCCCAAGGUCAUUGACGCCGCAUCUCUCGAAUCCCAGCUGCGGCUACAAGUACAACAGAACAUGAAACUCUCUCAGCAGCAAACACAAACGCAUCUGCAGCAGCAGCAGCCACAGCCCCCACCUCUAUCUCAGCUCUCAACAAUGGCUGGAACGCCGCCUGGACUUUCACUCUCUGGGGGGCACAAGCCCCCACCGAUUUCUGUAACGCAACCCCCACAGCAAUUACCACCACAGCAGCAGCAGCAGCAGCAGUCUGUUACGGCUCCUUGGGGAGCAGCUAUGACAAAGGUGCCACCGCAGCCAAUGCAUCAGAAACUUAUGCAGCAGCAACCGCAAUCUCAACCGCAGCAUCGUCAUCCAGGCAUGACGCAACCGGUGCCCUUUAUUAUAAGCGGUGCGCAAGGUGCGCCCUACUUUCCCCAACAAGCUAUGCAUGGCCACUAUGUGACUGGGUUUCUGCCUGGUCAGGGACAGCAACCAAUGAUGGUCUACCGUUCUCCAGAUGGAACAACGCAAUAUGCGGUUGGCACCACCGGGUAUCCCCCCAACGCGCAGCUGCUCUUUUCACCGCCUCAGCAGCAGCAACAACAAACUCAGCGUCGAUAG
Trypanosoma conorhini is the source of this 1692-nucleotide messenger RNA. RefSeq names its product putative 4E-interacting protein. Lineage: Eukaryota; Euglenozoa; Kinetoplastea; Trypanosomatida; Trypanosomatidae. The coding region runs from base 1 to 1692 and encodes 563 amino acids. The record is from RefSeq and is a predicted model, not a curated record. The transcript has a single exon.